CGCCGGCCGGCGCCCCUGGCCUGGUUCCGCGGCCUCCCCCGGGUUCGCACUGCGAGAGGAUGAAACAUGACUGAGGAUUCUCAGAGAAACUUUCGUUCAGUGUAUUAUGAGAAAGUGGGGUUUCGUGGAGUUGAAGAAAAGAAAUCAUUAGAAAUUCUCCUAAAAGAUGACCGUUUGGAUAUUGAGAAACUUUGUACUUUUAGUCAAAGAUUCCCUCUCCCAUCCAUGUACCGUGCAUUGGUGUGGAAGGUGCUUCUAGGAAUCCUGCCUCUACACCAUGAGUCCCAUGCCCAGGUGAUGAUGUAUCGCAAGGGGCAGUACUCGGAUGUCCUUCAUGCCCUGAAAGUCGUUCGCUUUGUCAAUGAUGCCACACCUCAGGUUGAAGUCUUUCUCCGCAUGUAUCAGCUGGAGUCUGGAAAGUUGCCUCGGAGUCCCUCCUUCCCACUGAAGCCAGAAGAUGAAGUAUUUCUUGCCAUUGCUAAGGCCAUGGAAGAGAUGGUGGAAGAUAGUGUCGACUGUUACUGGAUCAUCCGAUGCUUUGUGAACCAAUUGAAUAGCAAGUACCGGGACUCCUUACCCCAGCUGCCAAAGGCUUUUGAACAGUACUUGAAUCUGGAGGAUAGCCGGCUGCUGAGUCAUCUGAAGAUGUGUUCUGCAGUGUCCAGACUUCCUUAUGAUCUCUGGUUCAACAGGUGCUUCGCAGGGUGCUUGCCUGAAUCCAGUUUACAGAGGGUUUGGGAUAAAGUUGUAAGUGGAUCCUGUAAGAUCCUAGUUUUUGUAGCAGUGGAGAUUUUAUUAACCUUUAAAAUAAAAGUAAUGGCACUGAACAACUCAGAGAAGAUAACAAAGUUUCUGGAAAAUAUUCCCCAGGACAGCUCGGAUGCAAUUGUGAGCAAGGCCAUCGACUUAUGGCAUAAGCACUGUGGGACCCCGGUGCAUUCAGCCUGAACACUGUGGCCAGUCUGCCAGGCCCGCCCUAAACAGUUGGUUGUGGAGACACGAUCUGCUCAACUGACUGGAAACAGGGUUCUUGCUUUGUCAAAGUGUAAUUUCUUUUCCAGUAAAAUGAUUUAAUUACGAUACCUGGCAUUGCUGUGUUGUGGAGCAGUAUCCUUUGGUUACGCAGAGGCACAAAGUUCCACUCUGAAUACAAUUUAGAAGGGCUGUUGGAGUUACUAAAGUAGUUCGGUCUGGGUGGGUAGGUGCUUUAAUAAGCAGUGCAUGACCAUGCCCUGCCCUGCUCCUCUCUAAUUAGCACCAAGCUAGUGACUUGUUGAGGUCUAUUUCUGGAAUAAAGAAUAAUAACUUCCUUUUGUUGACAACUCAGAUUUGGCUUUUGUUGAUGCAGGGACUUGUUUAAGCUGACUGCUUUCUGAGGCUUUGUUUUGCUAAAUAGGUUUAAAUAAAAGACUUGCAUUUUUUUUUCUCUUUGUGCCAUUUGGAAGAAAACAGGUAUUGAACAAAAUAUGUCUAAAUGUGCCUACCAGAAGAGAGAAUACUUGUGGAUAUUUUGCUGGCCUCAUACUUUUUCCUGAUGGGUCAUUAAAUGUUGGGUGGGCUCCAGAGUGGGAGAAAUGGCAAGUUAAGGUUAGCAGCUCAUGACCCCAGGGCCGUGUUGUGCCACCCAGUGGUAGCUGGACAGCCGCAGGCUCUGAAGCUGGUGAAUGAGACGAAGCCCUGUAUUUAAGCGGUCAGACCUGCAGGAGCCUGAGUGGUGAGCUGGAUUCUCCACCCCACCCCACCCCCAAAAGAGGAGGGAGAUCAUGUAGUUAUGGAGUUAUAAAUCUGAGAGUCAGUCCCUCCCUAAUGUGUGAAAUCACCAUCAAGGAAGAGUUCAGAGCAACCUGAGUUGUUAACCACCCCGUCCUUCUGUAGAGUAUCAGAUCUAAGAGUCUUUAGGUUUUUAAAAUAACAACGAAGAAAUACACUCAGAAGAAACCUUCUUAAAGCAAACUGCUGCCUACAGUUAGUACUUUCCCUUUAUUCAUUGAUUGCCUCUGCCCUGAAGAACUUUCAAUCCAGUUAGGGAUUUAA
This is a messenger RNA of Molossus molossus (Pallas's mastiff bat), 2034 nucleotides long. It is a transcript of the gene TBC1D7, whose product is annotated as TBC1 domain family member 7. Gene Ontology annotation, molecular function: GTPase activator activity. The coding region runs from base 67 to 948 and encodes 293 amino acids. Gene Ontology annotation, biological process: activation of GTPase activity; negative regulation of TOR signaling. The record is from RefSeq and is a predicted model, not a curated record. The transcript is spliced from 8 exons. Lineage: Eukaryota; Metazoa; Chordata; Mammalia; Chiroptera; Molossidae.